Molecule: messenger RNA, 945 nt
Organism: Carlito syrichta (Philippine tarsier)
Lineage: Eukaryota; Metazoa; Chordata; Mammalia; Primates; Tarsiidae
Product: olfactory receptor 51A4-like
Exons: 1
Coding region: 4-945 (313 amino acids)
Biological process (GO): G protein-coupled receptor signaling pathway
Cellular component (GO): membrane
Molecular function (GO): olfactory receptor activity; G protein-coupled receptor activity
Source: RefSeq, a predicted model, not a curated record
GGCAUGUCCAGCCUCAACACCUCUGAAACUAAAAUCUCAAUUUUCUAUUUGGUUGGGAUUCCAGGUAUUGAGUCUGCCAACAUUUGGAUUGCUAUCCUCAUAUGUCUCAUGUACAUCAUUGCUAUACUGGGAAAUUGCACCAUCUUAUUUUUCAUAAAAACAGAGCCUUCUUUGCAUGAGCCUAUGUACUAUUUUCUCUCCAUGUUGGCUCUCUCUGACCUGGGACUAUCCCUUUCCUCUCUUCCUACCAUGCUAAAAAUUUUCCUGUUCAAUAUUCCAGGAAUUUCCCCUGAUGCCUGCAUUGCCCAAGAGUUUUUCAUUCAUGUAUUCUCAGCUAUGGAGUCAUCUAUACUUCUCAUAAUGUCCUUUGACCGCUUUAUUGCCAUCUGCAAACCUCUGAGAUAUACCUCCAUUCUUACUAGUGCCAGAGUCAUUCAAGUUGGGCUUGUUUUAUCUCUAAAAAAUGUGUUGUUGGUCCUCCCUUUUCCCUUCACCCUAAAACAUCUUAGAUACUGUAAGAAGAAUCUUCUGUCCCAUUCCUACUGCCUCCAUCAAGAUGUCAUGAAACUGGCAUGCUCUGACAACAAGGUCAAUGUUAUGUAUGGCUUAUGUGUGGCUCUUACAGGCAUCCUAGAUUUAACAUUUAUUGUCAUGUCCUACAUGCUGAUACUGAAAGCAGUGUUGAGCAUAGCAUCACAAAAGGAAAAGCUCAAGGUCCUCAAUACAUGUGUUUCUCACAUCUGUGCUGUACUCAUCUUUUAUGUGCCCAUUAUCUGUCUAGCAGUCAUCCACCGGUUUGCCAAACACUCUUCCCCAAUCAUUAAGAUCCUCAUGGCAGAUGUUUUUCUGCUGGUGCCUCCAUUGAUGAACCCCAUAGUAUACUGUGUGAAGAGCCAGCAGAUAAGAAAUCUGGUUUUAAGAAAACUGUGCCAGAAGCAAAGAUGA